Messenger RNA from Aspergillus affinis, 1818 nucleotides. Its product is annotated as transcription factor domain-containing protein. NCBI's taxonomy places the organism in Eukaryota, Fungi, Ascomycota, Eurotiomycetes, Eurotiales, Aspergillaceae. Gene Ontology annotation, molecular function: zinc ion binding; RNA polymerase II cis-regulatory region sequence-specific DNA binding; DNA-binding transcription factor activity, RNA polymerase II-specific. The record is from RefSeq and is a predicted model, not a curated record. Gene Ontology annotation, cellular component: chromatin. Gene Ontology annotation, biological process: DNA-templated transcription; regulation of transcription by RNA polymerase II. Bases 1 to 1818 code for a protein of 605 amino acids. The transcript has a single exon.
AUGUCAACGUACCAGCCUUAUCAGUGCCUCGUCUGUCAGAGUCGCUUCACCCGCCAUGAGAACCUCAAACGUCAUGCGAAACUCCACUCUGCCUCACACCAAGCCUCCCUUCGCUGUGGCUUUUGCCAGGCAACCUUCUCACGUCCCGAUCUUCGAAAUCGACACAUGAAGCGAAAACACCCGGAGCAUGAACCGGGACGAGCUAUUCAGAGACCACGGCGCCGAGCACGCGACGAAUAUUCCGGGUCGUCACCCGAUAGUCAUGAUGGACUUCAACUUCACCAUUCGGGGGAUGAAAUGGUGCUGGGCGGGAGCCCACAGAUGCUGCUUCAUGAUCACGAAGAAACACGCGGAAUUUCCAUAAUUCAGUCAGACACAAUUGAUCGGAUGGUGCAAGAUGCCCUAGGAACAGCUUUUUUCAAACCAACUCACGAACUAGGAAGCCCUGUACCCUGCGCCUUCAACCAACUCAUUCCUGAAAGCGACUGCUCACCCUUACAGAUCGCACGGGGGUGCGACUUAUUUUUCUCACAUGUUGCGCACUAUGUCCCGUUUCUACACAAACCAACAUUCGAUGCCGCACAGCUACCUGUUCAUUUGGUCCUCGCUAUCAUUUGCCUGGGAUACCAACACGGCGAAGACCCCGAAUGCGACGAUCAACCGGGAUCAGGGGCGAGUCUAUCAACGCGGUGCUUUCGUCGAGCAAAUACUCUUACGACAUCCGAUGAAGGGAGACUUGAUAUGUCAGGGCCGAAUAUGCCUUUAAUCCAGUCAUAUCUACUUUUACAAAUCUGUGCCAUGAUGUAUCUCUGCGGAGACGACUCGGCGACGGGGCUGAAAAUGCAUUCCGACAUGAUUUCGCUGGCUCGGGCAGGAGGAUUGAUGCAACCCACACCACCCGAGUCAUCUGCAGCCGAGGAUCUCGAAGGUCUCUGGUGCAAUUUCAUCAAGACCGAGUCGCACAAGCGCACAUCCUUUGCUGUUCACCAGAUCGAUGCGCUAUGGUACCAGUUCCUCUCGAUUCCGCGCUGCAUCUCUCAUCUGGAAGUCAAGCAUGACCUCCCUUGUCCAGAAGACCAGUGGACAGCAUCUUCCGCCGCAGACUGGGCCCAUCGCCAGCUUGUUGCCAUAUAUCCCGGUCCCUCAGUUCCCUACCCUGAAGCUGUUCGACGAUUUCUAUCAUCCGAGACGGGCUCCAUCCCGACAUUCGACCCCUACGGCGCCAUCAACGUCGCGCAAUUCUUAAUUUCAAGCGCCCGAGAAGCAUCUGGCUGGUCCACAAUGACCGGUAUGCUCAGCAUGGACCGUCUCGACGCUCUGCGAUCGUCCCUAAUUGCCCUAGGCCCGUUCAUCCGGCCACAGUCCGAGACCGGGAAGGCCAUGCACGCAGCCGCAACCUGGGAGACUGCCAUGAUUGAGCUGCAUCUCUGGUCCCCAGCACAUACGGGUGGAGUUGUGGCAGCCAGUUUAGACGCAGUGCUAAGCCAGUCCACCGCCCUGGCUCCAUCUUAUGAAUUCUUAUGGGACGUCGACACGGCCAAGGCCAUCCAGCCGCACGUCGACUGGUUUCUACGUUAUCUCGACACGACAGUAGAUCCCGCCCACGAGGCGCCAUGGGCGGCGGUAUACGCGUACAAGGCAUUUUUGAUCGCCUGGCAGCUUGUCCGGGGUUGCAUUCCGGGUGCGAUGGAGGUGGCUGGGGUGCACAAUGGUGAUGAGCAGGGGGCUUUGGAAUGGGCGCGGAAUGUAUUUCGGCGACGAGAGCGAUGGCAGAUCGGGAAGUUGAUUCUCUCCAGUCUGCAGCAGCUCGAGUCUUGA